GUAGGACUAAUGACGUCACUGUAUGUAGUCUUAUAAACACUGAUCCGAGAUUUCCCGUCUUAUACACACUUAUCGGCUGUUUCCUGUCUUAUACACACUGUUCGGCUGUUUUCUGUCAUACACCCUGAUCUGCUGUUCAUUUACACACACCGACACACACCGACGGCUGAAGAGGGAUAUGAGAGUUCACGCUCGGAGGGAUUCGACACUGACUCUGGCUCUUCUGAAUCUUUUCCUGCUGUUACAUGGAGUUUCCUCUUACACUGAGUUCGAGAUCUCGGUUCCCACGCGUGUACAGAUGGGUGUGUACGGCGAGGCGGUCCAUCUGUCCUGCGUGUUCCCAGUGAGCGGCUCGUGGGACGCAGACAGCAGCGUGAUCACGUGGCAGCGCGACCUAGAGGUGGUCCACAGUUUCUUUCAUGGCCGAGACCAGCCACAAUACCAGAGCCAGAGAUACGCCAACCGCACCAGCCUGUUCCACCAGGAGAUGAAGAAAGGAAACGCGUCCCUCAGGCUGGACCGCACCACUCUGGAGGACACUGGGGAGUACACCUGCUCUGUCAGCACUCGGCUGGGCAGCCAGAGAAAGAGCUUCAACCUCAAAGUAGCAGCGUUCUACCCCGAGCCUCGUCUGCAAAUCUCUGUGCUGAGCGACGGCCACAUGGAGGUGCUGGUGACCUCAGAGGGUGGGUUCCCCUCUCCCUCCCUGCAGUGGCUGAUGGGAAACGCCAGGGACGUCACCAACCACACACACACGCAGCUGAGUAAGGACCAUCACACAGGUCUGUACAGCGUGAACAGUAAACUAAACCUAAGUGCAACCGUCAACUCCUCCAUCACCUUCAUCAUGAAGAACCCAGAUCUGGACCAGAUCAUCAGGAGGAACAUCGACCUCUUCUCAGAAAAUGUUGGCGCUGACCAGAGGAACCAUCGAGCAGGACUCAUUGGGCUUUCUGUUGUUGUAGUUACACUCGCUGUGAUCAUUUCACUAAUUAUCCUUCGACACCGAAUGAUGAAAAAGGAAAAAUCCCAAAAUCCUUCAGAGAUUACCAUCGAGUCAUCAGAACCUUCGAUCAAUCAGACAGCAGCUGAAAAAGCUUCCUCAGAAUCCCUGAUAAAGGAAGAUCUCGGGCAAGGCGGCUAGACUAGAAGAAGAAAUGUAGUUUACUUACAAGACUUUUUUUUCUUAAGCUCUCCAUCAACUGGCCUUCAGCACAGCAGUCAGUGAUUAAGGCAGAUGUGUGGAGUCACAUCUUCAAAACCAUCUCCAUCCUGAUCUCCAGCUCCUGUCUUCCUCGCUGCUGAAACUUUUUAUGGCACUGAAUAUUUAGAAAAUUAAUGUUUCUAAUGGACAAUGUUAAGGGUCUGGUGUCUCAGAUCAAACUCUAGACUUCAGCUACAACUGAAGGUCAAUAAACCUCAUCACAGUAUUUUUGUAAAGAAGCAUUUAUUAUACUUUAAAUGGUCAGCUUGGUCUGUUUCAUGGUUAUUUCAAGCAGUUGACAGUCAGCUGUGAGCACUGGUGUAAUUUCUGUGCUGUUCAUCAGUUAGUGUUAAAUUCGGUCCUCAACUGUGGCAGCUCCAGUCGUCACCAUGGCGACGUCCCCAUAACAUUUGUGUUUGAAGUAAAAUAAAUGUGAAGGUUUCUGUUGUGUUAAAAGGUUGUGUUAGUUGUUGAAGCCCUCUUGCUGGACAAGGGUUACUGAUGCGUUAAUUUAUAAUUUUUAAUCAUGUGGCAUUUGUACAUUGAACAUAUUUAUAAAAAUCAAUGUAGAGUGA
Molecule: messenger RNA, 1779 nt
Organism: Tachysurus fulvidraco (yellow catfish)
Lineage: Eukaryota; Metazoa; Chordata; Actinopteri; Siluriformes; Bagridae
Product: CD276 antigen-like
Exons: 4
Coding region: 179-1144 (321 amino acids)
Biological process (GO): negative regulation of T cell proliferation; cellular response to lipopolysaccharide; positive regulation of T cell proliferation
Cellular component (GO): external side of plasma membrane
Source: RefSeq, a predicted model, not a curated record